UUUCAAAUCAAGAUAAUGAAAACCUAAGUAAUUGUGAGAAUGGAGUGGCAGUGGUUAAAAGAUUGGUGGAGGCUUAAAAGAUGGAGAAGCAAGAAGAAAAAGGAGGAUAAUGAUGAUGAAUUUUGUUAUUGUGAUGAGUGUUUGCCUGAUGGCGAGUUAGAUUUGUGCGAUUCCCUGGAUCCGCAAUGCGACGGUGGGGGCAAGAAAGUGGUGGUCGGCGUCUGCGCCAUGGCCAAGAAGUCGCAAUCGAAACCGAUGAAGGAGAUCCUUACCCGUUUGGACGAGUUUGAGUACAUCAAGAUGCUCGUCUUCCCUGAGGAGGUUAUCCUCAAGAAACCAGUCGAGGAAUGGCCUAUCUGUGAUUGUUUAAUUUCAUUUCACUCAAAAGGAUUUCCAUUAGAUAAAGCUAUUCAGUAUGAGAAGUUAAGGAAGCCCUAUGUUAUAAACAAUCUACAUAUGCAGUAUGACAUCCAGGAUCGCAGGAAAGUGUAUGCAAUAUUAGAAAAUGAAGGUAUUGAAAUACCCAGGUAUGCUGUUUUAGAUAGAGAUUCGCCAGAUCCAAAACAUCAUGAAUUAGUGGAGUCAGAGGACCAUGUAGAGGUGAAUGGAGUUGUGUUCAACAAACCUUUUGUGGAAAAGCCAGUGUCGGCCGAAGAUCACAAUAUUUAUAUUUACUAUCCCACAUCUGCUGGCGGGGGGAGUCAGCGACUAUUUAGAAAGAUAGGAAGUCGAAGCAGUAUUUAUUCGCCAGAAUCUCGUGUUCGUAAAACUGGAUCUUUUAUAUACGAAGAUUUUAUGCCCACUGAUGGUACAGACGUAAAGGUGUAUACCGUGGGACCCGAUUACGCUCACGCUGAAGCGCGCAAGAGUCCAGCGUUAGAUGGCAAAGUGGAACGUGACUCCGAGGGGAAGGAGAUUAGAUAUCCAGUUAUAUUGUCCAACCAAGAAAAACUCAUAUCACGGAAAGUUUGCUUGGCUUUUAAACAGACAGUUUGCGGGUUCGAUUUGUUACGGGCCAACGGCAAGUCGUUCGUUUGCGACGUUAACGGGUUCUCGUUUGUGAAGAACUCCAACAAAUACUACGACGAUUGCGCUAAGAUACUCGGCAACAUGAUCCUCCGGGAACUGGCGCCCACGCUGCAUAUACCAUGGUCGGUGCCGUUCCAACUUGACGACCCACCUAUAGUGCCGACAACGUUUGGCAAGAUGAUGGAGUUGCGAUGCGUGGUCGGCGUGAUCAGACACGGUGACCGUACUCCCAAGCAGAAGAUGAAAGUAGAAGUACGGCACCCUAGUGUUACCUUUCGCAGGUUCUUCGAGAUAUUCGAGAAGUACGAGGGUUUCAAGCGGGGCCUCGUGAAGCUGAAGAAGCCGAAGCAGCUGCAGGAGAUCCUGGACAUCGCGCGCGCCCUUCUCGCCGACAUACACACGCACCACGCGGACCCCGAGCUGGAGGAGAAGCAGGGCAAGCUGGAACAGCUCAAGAGUGUGCUGGAGAUGUACGGACACUUCUCGGGCAUUAAUCGCAAGGUGCAGUUGAAGUAUCAGCCUCGAGGACGACCGCGCGGGUCUAGCUCCGAUGACGUAGGGUGUGCGGGCGACCCGUCGCUAGUGUUGAUACUGAAGUGGGGCGGGGAGCUGACCCCCGCGGGCCGCAUCCAGGCCGAGGAGCUGGGCCGCAUGUUCCGCUGCAUGUACCCAGGCGGGCAAGGGCGUCACAUACCAGGCGAAGGUGGUACACAAGGUCUCGGUCUUUUACGGCUACACUCCACUUUCCGCCAUGACCUGAAAAUUUACGCAUCUGACGAGGGUCGUGUGCAGAUGACCGCGGCGGCAUUCGCUAAGGGUCUUCUAGCUCUGGAAGGCGAACUCACGCCGAUAUUGGUGCAAAUGGUCAAAUCCGCCAAUACCAAUGGACUUUUAGAUAACGACUGUGAUUCAUCGAAAGUGCAGACUAUGGCUAAGACGCGUCUCCACGAGGCGAUGCAAGUGGACCGGGAUUUCACGGCGGAGGAUUACGCUCUCAUCAACCCGUGUAACUCGCUCAGUAUACAGGCGGCUAUGCAAUUCGUUAAGAACCCGGUGCGAUGCUGCGCGCACGUGCACGAACUCAUACAGCGACUCGUGCGCAUCGUGAUUGUCAAAAAGGACGAUUCCAAGACUAAAGACACUAUACUAUAUCAUGGCGAGACGUGGGAGUUAAUGGGUCGCCGCUGGGGGAAACUAGAGAAGGACUUUUGUCAGAAGAAUAAGACAUUUGACAUAUCAAAGGUCCCGGACAUUUACGAUUGCAUCAAAUAUGACCUGCAGCAUAACCAGCACACGCUUCAGUUCGACCAGGCUGAAGAGUUGUAUAUGUACGCCAAAUAUCUAGCUGAUAUUGUUAUACCACAAGAAUAUGGUUCGACUAUGCAAGAAAAGCUUACGAUAGGACAAGGGAUUUGCACCCCGUUAUUAAAGAAAAUACGCGCCGAUUUACAGAGGAAUAUUGAGGAAUCGGGAGAGGAGACAGUGAAUAGACUAAAUCCUAGGUACAGUCAUGGCGUGUCGAGUCCGGGCCGGCACGUGCGCACGCGCCUGUACUUCACGAGUGAGAGCCACGUGCACUCGUUACUCACAGUACUGCGCUUCGGUGGACUACUCGACGUAUUAAAAGAUGAACAGUGGCGUCGAGCUAUGGAGUACGUGUCUAUGGUGUCGGAGCUCAACUACAUGUCGCAGAUAGUAGUGAUGCUGUAUGAGGACCCCACUAAGGACCCCUGCUCGGAAGAGAGGUUUCACGUAGAGCUCCACUUCAGCCCCGGCGUAAACUGCUGUGUCCAGAAAAAUUUACCGCCCGGCCCCGGUUUCCGUCCUCACAGCCGCAACCAUUCUACUGCCAAUAACUCGAGUUCUUCAGAUGAAGUUAAAUGUAUAGAAGAAGAAAGUGAAGACGACCAGAUGGCUAGUCAGGAGACUUUACAGCCCGACAAUGCCGAUGAAUUAGACAACACGUUUUCGCCUAAAAAGUCUUCCAAAACGAAAAUCAAGUCUUCAGAUCCUAUCCCGAUUUGUAAUCUUCAUUAUACGGUGAGUGGACACGAGGCGUCCACACUAGCGGCGCGUCUUACUGCUGAACUACGAGCACGUAGCCAUGUUGAUGCCGACCAGGGCGAAGAGAAAGAGUUAAAGGAAGUCGAGGAGCCGCCACCCCGAGCCCGCAGCUACGACCAACAUAAGCAGAACAGCGACAACGAAUCGGACGAGACGUCCUCUGGCGGCGGGUUGCGUCACCGAGCUGUGUCGGCACACAGUAACCAAGGGCGGCGGCAGCGGCACAGCAUCGCCGGCCAGAUGAGCUACCUCAAGAUGCUGGGGCUGGCGCGCGCCAAGCUGCCCGGCGCGGCCGCCGCGGGACUGUUCAGCACCGCCGUCAUCUCCGGCUCCAGCUCCGCGCCCAACCUGCGCGUCAUGAUACCAUCCGCCAACCCGGACAACAUAGCGGCGCUGGAAGGUUUCGGCGGUGUGCCCGCCAUCCGUCCGCUGGAGACGUUGCACAACGCGUUGUCGCUGCGCCAACUGGACGCGUUCCUGGAGCGGGUCACCGCCGCGCCGGUGCUGCUGGGCACGCCGCCUGCGCACGCGCAACCCGCGCAGAAGCAGCCCUCGCCCACCAACAGUGUUGGAUGGAGUGGGCCGUCGUCACUCAUGUCUUCUUCUGGCGAGUUGCCCAGCGGAUUGUCUUCUGCCGGACCUUCCUCACCUAAUUCCAACUACGCUUCGGAUCACAAUAAGAGCUCUGACAGGGAUACACAACCUGCCUACGAUAGCAAUUGGAGUAAAAAUGUGCCGAGCAAACUCCCUCAGUGGGACGGUGAGGCGGCCACAUUGUGCGCGUACGACGCAAGCCUGCAUCCAUUCAUGCCGCACAACACAUUAGCAGGUUCAUCUAUUAGUGGCGAUUUGACGCCAGUAUCGUUGGCCUCGGAGCUGGAGUUCAAUAGCAAUGAGGCCACCGCUGGAUCCAUCACGGACCACGACCUUCUUAGUGCCGAGGGCGAAGAUGACGAGGAGACUCUGUCAGCCGACCCCGGUGAAGUUCCAUUGAAAGUAGUGAAAAACGACCUCAGUCCACUCACACUGGCGGGACCGUCCUCUAUCAAAAGCGAUUGCUAUGCACUAUCUAUGAGUACCGCACCUGAUUUUUAUGGACUCAACGCACAACUGACUAAAGAGACAUUUUACAAAGACAUACCAUCCAGUAGUAAAAACUAUAAUAUUAAUACAGAUAUUAAUAAAUGUGUCAAAGGCGACACGAUGAAUUUUUAUGAUAUGGAUUCACAAAAUGUCCAGAAUAAAAAUGGCUCCAAAUGUAAAUAUAUGAAAGAUGAGACGCUGAAUAAUGGCACCAGACGAUAUAGCGAUAACACUACGCAGAAAAGUAACCUUAAUGCACAAGCCGCAGUCGUCGGCAGUAGAUUUACGACUACCCUGGUUUCUGAAGAAAUGUUAAUUACUCCGAGCACAUCGAGUAAGUCAAAUAAUAAUUUCCUCGAUUUAGCAGAAAUCGACCCUAAUGAGCCAUUAGUUACGAAAGCAAAUAAUACGACUGUGAAGCCAGGCUUUACGAUUUCUGAAGAGAGCGGCAAGUAGGUAGAUAAUAAAUCAGUGACAUUAGCAAUAACAUUUUGUAUUUUUAUAUAUAUAUGCCUACUUCUAAUUUUGAUCGUCUUUAUUUUACGUUGUAUUAAGUAGAAAUCAAUCACAAAUAAAGUUCACCUGAUACAUUUUAUGCAAUACUAAUGAAGUUGUUAACUAUUUUGUGUCAAACCAUGGCAAUUUUGUUGUAUGUUAAAAAAAACAAUUUCAAUAUAGCUAUUCUUUUAAAUAUGUAUAUUAUAGUAAAUGAAAUAG
Diatraea saccharalis (sugarcane borer) is the source of this 4893-nucleotide messenger RNA. Lineage: Eukaryota; Metazoa; Arthropoda; Insecta; Lepidoptera; Crambidae. The record is from the annotation of a GenBank genome assembly.